AUGUCUUUAAUACCGCAAAUGCAGAAUUUACAACACCAUCUGGAACCACAGAUUUUUAUUGUGGAAUCAAGCCUCAACAAUGGGAUCAAACAGGGCAUGCUUCUCGAAGUCUGCCACAAAAACAAUCCAGAUAUUUACUGGAUAGCUGAAAUCACCAUGGUCUGUGGCCACGUACUCCGUAUCAAGUUUAUAGGAGCUGAUUCUGAGUUUUGGUGUGACAUUUCCAAUACAAAAGUCCAUCCUUUAGGCUGGUGUGGAAAGUACGAUGAGUUGAUUGAGCCACCAGAUGAAAUAAAUGAAAAGUAUGGAGACAAAAUCAUAGAUAUCAUGAAAAAUGCCUUGCUAAAUGGACAAUCAGUGUCUAUAGAGGCUUUAAAUAACAAAGGAUUGUCACCUAUUGACAGAAUCAAGACUGGAAUGAAGGUGGAAGUUCAGAAUGUUAUUGAUCCAUAUAGAUAUUGGAUUGCUACAGUGUGCGAAAACGUGGGCGGCCGUUUAUUAUUGCGCUACGACGGCUGUGACGAAGACCUGCAGCAAUUCUGGAUAUUCUUCUGCAAUCCAAGGCUGAGCAGUUUUGGUUUUGUUACUAGCAAGGGCUCGCCAUGGCAGUUCAAGUACCCAGGGAAAAUAAAUAAGUUCUCGUGUAAAAACAAACUGAGCGCUCAGUUGCGCCAGAGUGCCGAAGAGUCAAUCAAGGAGCCUACGCCUGCAGAUCUAUUUCAGCCAAACAUCAGUCUGGAAGCGCACAACUUUGUAACCGGCAUGAAACUCGAGGCUUUGUCACCACAUGACAUGAAGACAAUUCGCCCAGCCACAGUUACCAAAGUCUUCAACAAUUUCCACUUUUUAGUUACCAUUGAUGACCACGCCGACGACUACGAGGACUCCAAAAUGGCCUGGCUUUGUGAUUCUAUGCACCCUUACAUUUAUCCUAUUGGUUGGGCCCAAAAACACAAUAUUACCUUUAAAAUCCCGAAGAUUUGGAAAGAAGGGCCAUUUGAUUGGGAUGAAUAUCUCACAAUGACGUCUUCCGUCCCAGCUCCCGAUUACUGCUUCGGAGACAAAAAUCCUUUGAAAGAUAUCAGAGUCGAUAUGAAACUUGAAGCAGUAAAUCCCUUGAAUAUUGAAGAAAUUCAUGUUGCAACAAUCUACGCUAUAGUAGAGCAUAUGGUCUGCGUAGAGUUGACACCUAUUGGCGAAAAGUUCUGGUAUGCCCAGGACAGCGAUUUGUUAUUCCCAGUGGGUUGGUGCGAUAGCAAUAAUUUCGCUUUACAUAUCCCCGAUGUUACCGCUGUUAACGAGGAGAAGGAGAAACCUAAAGUGGAAGAGAAACCUAUAAAGGAAGAAAGGAAAGUUACAGAAGAAUGGUGCGAAAAGAUUUUCUUCAACUACAAAUGUUACGCUGGUCCGUCAAUAAGUAGGAAUAAGUUGUCUCAAUUGCCAAAGCAUGUAGGGCCUGGACCAUUGUCUUUGGUUCUAAAAGAAGUGUUGAAUAAGAUCAUAUCGGCAUCUUACAAGCCUGCAAAGUUACUGAAGGAUUGGGAGACUGAGGGACCACCUGAAGAAGGCAUGCGGCUGGAAAUGCUAAGGGCUAAACUAAAAACCAGCACUUACCACGCCUAUGUCCCCGUAGCUACGACGCUAGAGCAAGUCUCGUCGUUUUGCCGCGAAGUUUGCAUUAAACUGCAGGCCUGUCCCUGCCUCUUCGGCCCCGUAGAGUACUCCGACCUCUGCCCUAAUAGCUGCCAGCAAGUCGACAAGUCCACGUUCCAUAAUUCUACGGAGCGUCGUGGCAGACCAAAAGGCAGCGUCAACGGCCGAAAGAAGAAGAAAAAGGGCCCAGCGGAGAAACGCGAGAAAGAACAACAGCCGUCUCAGGAAACCGAGAGUAACAAAGAUGGGGAAUCAGUUGAGAGUGAACACAGCGCUGGCUCCACGCCGCCUUCCGAAGCCGGCACCAGGCCGAAUUCACCGGACAGCGGUGUCGAAUACAAAAGGACCCAAAGACGGAAACGUCAGCGCAAGAAUAACUACCCCAAAAUGGAAAUGAAGACUCGCGGCGCUAAACUCCCCAACUUCGCGUUACAAAUGAAAGAAUCUCAUUGGAAUAAGAAAGACGUGGAAACUAUAUACAGCAAUACGUGCGCCUCUAAGAAACAGAGCUCCCCAGACACAGACUCGGAAAAUGAAACGAAUGAAAGUAGCUCAAAUUCCCGCGACGCCAAAAAUAUUUCCGAUGUUUCCGACUCAGAGGAACCUGAACUCAAAAAGCUCAAGUUUAGAACAUACGAUCCUCUGCCCUCGGACAAUAAAUUGUUUGAAAAGGACACGGCGCCGUCUUGGAUGAAAGGUAAACUGAAAUUAUCCCCGAACCCAAUGGAUUGGUCCAUCGAGGACGUCCACACCUACCUGACGAGUACUGAAGACUGUAAACUGAUCGCAGAUAAGAUGAAACAGGAGGAAAUUGAUGGCCAAGCUCUAAUUAUGUUAGACUUGGAGACUAUCAAGGCUUUCUUACAUAUGAAGCAAGAUUUUGCUAUGCAACUGUGCAAACAUAUUACCAUGAUUAGGUAUUAUUAUGUAGUGAAUUUUGAAGAGAAUUGUGAAUCGUGAUACGUUCGUUCCUCCUAUACUAUUCCAUUUGUCUAGU
Messenger RNA from Hyposmocoma kahamanoa, 2650 nucleotides. RefSeq names its product scm-like with four MBT domains protein 2. The record is from RefSeq and is a predicted model, not a curated record. Gene Ontology annotation, cellular component: nucleus. Gene Ontology annotation, biological process: regulation of DNA-templated transcription. The transcript is spliced from 7 exons. The coding region runs from base 1 to 2613 and encodes 870 amino acids. Lineage: Eukaryota; Metazoa; Arthropoda; Insecta; Lepidoptera; Cosmopterigidae.